CUGUUUCCUGCUACCCUCGCUACACAUCUGUGUCCACGGCUCGUCAAAUAGCAACUGCGCAUAAACAGGUCCAUAAAAGGUGUUAUCAGCCUCGGUUUCAUGCAUGCGAUAUCUGCGCCUUAGAGGGUAGGGUACCCGUUCCCAGCGACAGAGCGCACACAUCUCCCACGGCACAGACAGCUCGACAGCUAAGUCAUGGGAGGAAACAGUCCAAGGAAAGGCCCCCAACUCCUCCACCACCGACGGAGAAAUGGGGGAAAGAUGUGACAUUGGUCUGGACUCGAGAGGGAGAAGUGAACCUUCGCCGUUGCAUAACCCAAGUCACACAGAGAGACGGAAUUGUCGUCAUUUUGUUUGGACAGACUGGAUUUGGUAAAUCCUCUCUUGCAAAUGGAAUUCAAACCGCCAUGAGAGGGAACAGGAACGUCUCGAAUUAUUUUCCUGUGGGAAUUAGAACACAUGGAAGCUACACUAAAGAUUUGCACCGAGACGAUUUCUGCCGUCAGUCCUGUCGAGAAAACUGCACUUGCGAGCCCUACUUUUGGUUGAUUGACAUGCCGGGCGUAUUCAACAGUGACGCUUUCACAGAUGACAGCAUUGAGAAGAUUGUUACGGGAGCGGUUCCUUUCUAUGAAGAAAUCAAACCAACGCUAGAAGCUAUGGAUAGCUCCAGCAUCCUUCCACCACAGCACAGGGUCAAGGCGUCGUGUGUAGUUAUUGUCCAAAAGGCAGGGGUUGCAAUAGCCGAAAAUGUAAAGCGACAGAUAAAUGUGCUGAUAAAACUACAUUCACGAGGAGUUCUGUCGGUUCACGUGAUCCUGACACACUCUGAUGCAGUUGAACCACUCUUGAAGGAUUCCGACAAUAUUCCAUACGUGUUUGACUCUGAGGAGGUUCGGAAAGCGGUGGAGUAUGCUUCUAAGGAGACAGGGUUGCCUCAAACAUGUAUCAGCGUUGUGAAGAACUAUACAGUAGAAAAGUUCACCAACACCAACACCAGCAUCCUGUACCUACACGCCCUGCACAACAUCCUGCUCGCUGCCAGGGACACGUCUCAGCGGGAUGAAAAAAGGGACAAGAUGCGGACAACGCUGUACCAACGGAAUCCACAACCACAAUGAGCCAGAAGAUAUAUUUAAAGCUCCCCAUUUUCUGAUGAGUGAAUUUAGCUCAAGGCUGCUUUGAACACUAUUUUAGAGUUAGAGCGACCCUUGUUGCAGAUGGUUGCCUCUUAAUGAAACAGGGAAGAUAAUAAUGGAAUUCAAACCGAGAUCCAAAUCCACUUAGAACUGAUUCUAACCA
Haliotis rubra (blacklip abalone) is the source of this 1302-nucleotide messenger RNA. RefSeq lists its product as uncharacterized. The coding region runs from base 408 to 1121 and encodes 237 amino acids. NCBI's taxonomy places the organism in Eukaryota, Metazoa, Mollusca, Gastropoda, Lepetellida, Haliotidae. The transcript is spliced from 7 exons. The record is from RefSeq and is a predicted model, not a curated record.